Messenger RNA from Meyerozyma guilliermondii ATCC 6260, 1662 nucleotides. RefSeq lists its product as uncharacterized. The transcript has a single exon. NCBI's taxonomy places the organism in Eukaryota, Fungi, Ascomycota, Pichiomycetes, Serinales, Debaryomycetaceae. The record is from RefSeq and is a predicted model, not a curated record. Bases 1 to 1662 code for a protein of 553 amino acids.
AUGCGUUACGACAACACCAUGACUAAGAACUGGGAAGAUGCAGCGCAGCUCAAAAGAAUUUCAGUGAAUAAUUCCAUACCCUCAAAAUGGGUCAAUGAGACAAUCAAAGAUGAUAUGAUCAAAGCAGGGUUUUCCAAUACCAAGGCUUAUUUGGACUCAAUUCUUCCCGAGGAAGAAGUUGCCAUCACCGAAUUGACCGUGCUUGAACUUCAAGUUAAGAUUGCAAGUGGUGACUUGACGGCUGCAAGUGUUGCAAAUGCCUACUGUCAUCGAGCAGCAUUGGCACACCAGAUCUUGAACUGCUGUAGCGAGAUCUUUUUUGACAAAGCAUUGGAAACGGCAAAGAAACUAGAUGAGUACUUUGCGAAAAACGGGACUGUGGUUGGAAAAUUACAUGGAAUCCCCAUCUCUCUCAAAGACCAAGUUGACCUUCCCGGGCUCGAUUCGUCCAUUGGGUAUGUGGCCUUGCUCAAUAAACCCAAGACAGAAAUGAGUUUGUUGGCUGAGUAUUUGCAGAAGGAAGGAGCCGUAUUUUACGUAAAGACAACCGUUCCUAUGGCAAUGUUGGCCCCACAAACUGACUCCAACAUUUUUGGUUACACCUAUAAUGCUUUAAAUUUGCAAUUGAGUACUGGUGGAUCUUCAGGAGGUGAAGGAGCCUUAAUUGGAGCCGGAGCCUCGCCCUUGGGUUUUGGAACAGAUAUUGGCGGAAGCAUUCGUAUUCCUAGCGCAUUCCAGGGACUUUAUGGAUUGCGGCCAACGAGCAAUAGAAUCUCAUAUUUAAGAGUAUCAAACUCGUAUAGUGGACAAACAACCAUGCCUUCUGUCAUUGGACCAAUGGCCCGGUCUCUAGCUGAUAUCGAGUAUAUCACCAAACUCAUCUUCAAUGGAAAACUUUGGAAAUCAGACCCAAAAGUUGCGCCCGUUCCUUUCUCUGAUAAUUCCAGCGUUAAGCAAGAGAAAUUGACAUACGGAUUAUGGAAAUUCGACGGAGUGGUCCGACCACACCCUCCUAUUCAGCGUGCUUUGGAGGAAACAGCCAAAUCCUUGAAAGCUGAGGGACAUGAAAUUGUCGAAAUCCAGUUACCAAACAUGGACAAAAUCUAUGAAACAGCGAUGAAUAUUUUCACGGCUGAUAAGGGCCUUGAAGUUCAGGAAAUGUGUAAAGAGUCAGGCGAGCCUGUGGUUCCAGCUGUUAAAGGAUUUGUUUGUUCCAAACCAGGAGAAAGCCCAAUUGAUGUGAAUGAAUGGUGGAAUUUGUGCAACCAGCAAUACGAUUGUCAACAAGAAUUCUAUAAAUUCUGGGAACAAACCGCAAGUAUUACUGGAUCUGGAAAGCCGAUUGAUGCUAUAAUUUGCCCUGUUUGGCCAUUUACUGCUUUCUUGCCAGGCUACCAUGAUUCACUCAACUACUCUUGUCCAUUUAACCUUCUUGACAGUGCUAGCGUUGUUGUACCUGUGAACAAAGUGGACAAAACACUCGACCCCAUUGAUCCAAACUACGUACCUUUGAAUGACAGCGAUGAAAAGGUCUACAAGACCUAUAAACCUGAAUUAUUUGAUGGAAUGCCUGUGUGUGUUCAAGUUGUUGGUAAGAAGUUUGAAGACGAGAAAAUACUCGCAGCAGCAGUAGUAGUUGACUAUGCAACCAACAAGAAGUAG